UUCCCCCAGUUUUACUUCUCGUUUUGCGAGGCUGGAGAAAGGGCAGCAGCAUCUGCAAGCUGAAAGUUUUCCCCUUGAGAUUUUUUUCUAGGAAGGACUGAAACUACCAGGAAAUGACUUCUAAGUCCCUCCCAGGUUUCUGUCUGUCUGUGUGCUCGUUACAUGCCCGUGCAGCCAUCCACGGACGUGUCACUCUCCUUAUCUUCGCCAUGUCAAUGUCUUUGUGACACCAAUGCCUGGGCACGUUACUGUAGCCCUGGGCUUGGGUGGGGAGCGGUAUGUGUUGCACACAUGCACGCAUGUGGGGUGGGUGUGGUGUUCUGUGUACAACCUUGUGUAUGUUUCCCUUCUGUCUGCUGCCUCUUUUUUCUUUUCUUUCUUUGUGUGUGUGUGUGUGUGUGUGGUGUGGUCCUCCACGUCACUAACCCUUAGUAAAGAGUGAAUCAACAGGAAGGCAAAGGGAUCUCAGUGUGUCACCGCUACCCUCCUUCCCCGUCACCCUUCACCGUGUCGGCACCACUCCAUCCUCCUCUCCCCCUCCUCCCCCAGCUGCCAAACCUAACAUCAGGAAAGGAGAGCCUUCCAGAUGUGUCCUGAAGCUGUUAAACGCCGCACGAGCCUCCCUACCCUUUCAGGGAGUUUAUAACUAUUGUUAGUCUCGCCUGUGAAGUACGAUCCUUAAAUUGUUGGCUAUUUUUACACUGAAAGAGGGUCACGCUGGGACUCAGGCGGUGACAUUUUGCUUAACAUAAUACGCAGUAAAUUGUGCGCUCGAUAGUACUGUACGUUCAGCGUCUUGAUCAGCUCACAAUAAAGCGAGGGCUGCGAGGACAAAACGUACCUUUCUCCCAGAGACUUUAUAAACCUAUUUAUUUUUAUUGGCUCCCUCCUAGAUGUUAUCGUUCCUUAAGAUAAAAGUAGGGCUUUUAAAGGUCAGAGGUUUACCUAGCCAUGUGGGGAAGCUGAAACUCUGGAAGCCCUGGAGCAGAUUGUGUGGUUGGUGCAGUCGAGGGGAAAAGGGAGAAGAGCCCUUUCAGGGGCUUGCAGAAGAAAACAGAUUUGUCGGCAUUAAUGCAUCUGACAUAAACUACUCAGCUGGUCGAUAUGACACUUCAGUAAAACCCCCAUUUGAUGUAGGUUUUGAAGGUAUUGGUGAUGUGGUUGCCUUAGGGCUGAGUGCUAGUGCCAGUUACACAGUGGGCCAAGCUGUGGCGUAUCUGUCACCAGGGUCUUUUGCUGAGUAUACUGUUGUGCCUGCCAAAAAUGCAGUUCCUCUACCCUCUGUGAAACCUGAGUUUCUUACUUUAAUGGUAAGCGGCACUACCGCGUACAUCAGUCUAAAGGAGCAUGGAGAAUUAUCUGAAGGCAAGAAGGUUUUGGUCACAGCAGCAGCUGGAGGAACAGGCCAGUUUGCUGUGCAGCUUGCAAAGAAGGCAAAAUGCCAUGUAAUUGGAACUUGCUCUAGCGAUGAAAAGGCUGGUUUUCUAAGAUCCAUUGGCUGUGACCAUUCUAUCAACUAUAAAACUGAAAAUGUUGGUGCAAUUCUUAGGAAGGACUACCCAGAAGGCGUGGAUAUAGUGUAUGAAUCUGUUGGUGGAAAGAUGUUUGACUUGGCUGUCAACUCCUUGGCUACCAAAGGGCGUCUGAUAGUUAUUGGGUUUAUCUCUGGCUACCAAACCCCUACUGGCCUUCAGCCUAUUAAAGCAGAAUUGCUGCCAGUAAAACUGCUGAAGAAAUCUGCCAGCAUCCGGGGUUUCUUUUUGAACCAUUACCUUUCCGAAUACCCAAUGGCUCUGAAACACUUGCUCAAGAUGUGUGAAAAUGGAGAACUGGUCUGUGAGGUGGACCUUGGAAACUUGUCUCCAGAGGGCAAGUUCACUAGCUUGGAGUCUGUAUUCCGUGCUGUAGAUUAUAUGUACAUGGGAAAAAACAUUGGAAAAAUUGUAGUUGAAUUACCUCACUCUGUCAACAGUAAGCUGUAAAAACAGAACAAUGAUAUAAAUCAAAAGAGAGAGAAAAUGGGCACGUUGUGCCCCAGAAUUACUAGAAACAAUUUAUUUAACACAAAAAAACCCUUGGUAAUGGAUAUUAUAUUAAAAAAAGCAUUCGGGUGUUAAUAAAAAGUUUUGAUUGUUAAAAAACCAAAAAAAACCCAGCUAAAUUAAACCAGUGUCACUGGCAAGAACUUAAAUGUGCCUGUGUUCAAUUCUGUAACUUUUUACAGGCUGUGUUGCCCAGUCUAAUGUUAGAGGCAACCAUUAUUCUCAGCAGUUAAAAUAAGUCUGGUUGCAAAGGCUGAGCCAAUCAGUCUUUCUUCAGUUUGAUAACAUUUUACAAUCCAGUUAGAAACAUGUUAUAUAAAUUAUUUAAACAGAAAGAAAGAGACAGGCCAUGAUCAAAAUGUCUUUAGUUUACAGCAAACAAGUAAAUAUAUAUAUAUUCACAUCUUGUAGAAGUUUUGUUAUUUUAUGAUAUUUCCAGAAAACAGUGAAAAAUAAUAAUUUAAAUGUUUUGGGUAGCAAAGCUGGUAAUAAUACUAGGGUUACAUUGUGCACAUGAGUCAUAUUUCAUAAUCAGUUAUUUAUGGAAAAUGUAUCCUCUGGUUCUAACAUGGCAGAAAUAUAGAAAAAAAAAUCCACAGAUGAAUUUUUUUCUUUUACUUCCAAAGUUACAAUUUACAAAUAACUCUGCAGCUUUCACUUAAGUCUUUGGUUACAAUUUGGAACAUUCAUUUUAUAGUUUUGCCUUGAUGUUUGUUAUUAUUACUGUUUACGCUCUAUUCUCCGCAUUAAUGCACAAGGCAGGCUUACUGCACUACAGUUUUGAAUUGUGUUCACAUGUACAGAGGUCAUGUACUAAACUAAGGAUUUAAUAAAGUCCAGAAAAAUAUCCCCAUGUGUGUAGUAUUUAUUCAUACUGAUACAAUUCUUGUAGAUUAGCUUUCCUAUAGUAGUGCAGCUUAUUGUAGCAUACUUGGCUAAUGCUUAAUAUUUGGUAUGGCUUCUCAUAGCCAUGGUAUUAUUUUUUCAGUAGUGCUGCUUUGUGGGCCUUUUAGUAAAUAACCAGGUAGUUUUUUAGAAAUUCACUGAGUUCAACAUACACGUCAAGUAUAAAUAAAACUGUAACUGGGGAACAGGUUCCACAAUAGGUGCAGUUAAAAAGUUUGUAAUGUUUUGAAAGUUAUUGCUGGUUUAAGAGCUACUGCUACUUAUGCAUAUAAGGUGAAUACUUCCUAGGUGUGGUAAGGUUUUUCAAAAUUAAAAUAUUUUAAACUAUGCUUAUUGUACCUCUUUUUAGUGUAAGUAUAUACAAUUUUAGAGACUGAGCCAGCUGUACCCACUGAAGUCUGAGAUUUUUGAGUUUAAUGGAAUUAGAGCGCACAAAACGAGGCACCCUGCUGGUACCCAGCAAUCAUAGGACAUUGCCAUACUACAUGGAAAAAAAUACUGGGUUAAUUUUAAUCUUGGGCAGUAAUCAGAUCUGGCUGUACACAUAGGUUGCAGCUUCAUUAAAAGUAAUAUGCAAUAAGAACUUCAGCAAUUCUAAUGUAAAUGGGGACUACAUAGAAUUCAUUUUCCAAUUUCUGACCUCAUAUUGUAUUCCCACUGCAAUGUGAUGUACAUCAGAUAUUGCUGUUUAACAGAUUUGUACCCAGCCCAAGAAUCAUACCUGUUCUGCCAUGUUUGACUAUAUGUAUCAAUUAUGCUGCUUUGGGCUAUUCAGGAAAGAUUUUGUCUCUCUUACAUUUUCCAAGUCAUGUGGAUCUUGCUGUUCCUUU
Messenger RNA from Alligator sinensis (Chinese alligator), 3778 nucleotides. It is a transcript of the gene PTGR3, whose product is annotated as zinc binding alcohol dehydrogenase domain containing 2. The transcript is spliced from 2 exons. Gene Ontology annotation, molecular function: oxidoreductase activity; zinc ion binding. The coding region runs from base 894 to 1982 and encodes 362 amino acids. Gene Ontology annotation, cellular component: mitochondrion. The record is from RefSeq and is a predicted model, not a curated record. Lineage: Eukaryota; Metazoa; Chordata; Crocodylia; Alligatoridae.